UCUGUGCACUCUUCUCAUCUCAGACUCAGCGGAUGUUUUUGAGAUUCCGAAAAAGAUAGGCUCUAAGAAAAUCAACGUUUACUUGAGUUCGACGCUCCUUGAGGAGUACAGCAAAGCACAAGAGGUGUCUAAAGACAAAGUGUAGAAAAGCAUGGGGCAAGCAGUGAGGAGGAUUCGUCGGGAGUCGAGUCUGACAUCAUGGAACAUGGUCAGGGGAAGGAGUGGCUUGAGAAGGUUUCCCAGCUUCUUGGACCCCCAUCAGAAGUUCCCGGACAUCGUCAGCCUUCCUCCGGAGAUUGCCCUGAUGGUGCUGUCAAACCUGAAUGCCACUGACCUCUGCCUCGCGAUGACAGUCAACGACUUCUGGAGGGAACUUGCCAGUGAUGAAAUGCUGUGGCAAGGUUUAUGCAGGGCUACGUGGGGAUGCGUCACUGCGUAUGAAGGAGGAAACAGUGAGAACUUUUCUUGGAAAGCACUCUACAUGACCUUAGAUGAAGCCACACUAACAUUCAAUUCUAGUGCAGAUAUGGGGCUUGAGUACUUAUUUAACCAUCAGCUGAUCAAUAAUGAUGUUCAAGAAAUAGCCAAGUUUAUUCACACCACCAACAGACUUCAUCGGAAACGUGUUCGGGACCUUCUUUCAAGGAGGCAAGACAUCUUAGAAGCAAUCAUCAAGCUUGAUGACUACGCCAAUAAAUUCCUUCCCAACGCUCUCAGGACAUUCUUCUCUAAUGUUGAUUCACCCAGUGUAAGUGGUAGAGAUCUCCAUGGACUCCUUCAAAAGUUUGCUGAGAGGUUCAUCAACUGCAACCCAGACUGUGGCAUGACAAAAGAUGCCAUCUGUAUUCUCUCCUACUCACUCAUCAUCCUCUCCGUUGACCUAACAAGUCCGCACGUCAAAAAUAAGAUGUCCAAACGGGAGUUCAUCAGGAACGUUCGGCAAGCAACGACGGAGCCGGGCGAUGAGCUUGCGGGCCAUCUCUAUGACAACAUCUACCUUGUGGGUCACAUUGCGCCACAGAAGUGGGUCGAGUAGGCACUCCUCAAAAAAGCCUUGCACUGACUUUUUUUUUUCAAUCCCGUUUUAUACUUUGUAAAUUAGAUUGAUCAUAUUUCUAUAUGUGUGUGGUGACGUAUCAUUGCAAUAGAUGGGAGCACUGCUUGUGGCGCAGUCCUGUGAUUUGUAAGUAUUUGUUUCUUCAGCUUAUUUGCUGUUUCGGUGACUUUGAAAUCACAUUAUGGUUUGGUGAGUAAGUGAGCAGCCAUGCCACACAUUUUUUCAGGAAAACUCCCUGAAGUUGAAUGAUUUUAGAGGAGAAAACUACCUAAUUUCAUUACUAAUUAUCAGGUUUGUCCAAUUACCAACUUGUCUACUAUCAAUUUGGUCUACCAUCAAUUCUUUCACUAUCCAUUUGGUCUAAUUGCCAUUUCGUCCACUCACUGUUUCGUUUAAUAAGCAGUUGGUCCAGAAGCCAUUUAGUCCACAAACCAUUUGGUCUAAUUGGAAUAAGUGUUCAUUGGACAAAAUGAAAGAAAAUUAAAUGGUUAUGAGACGAAAUGGUCAUAGACGAACUGGUGAUUAAAUGAAGUGAUGAUUGGACCAAAUGGUUGUUAGACAAAAUGUUGAUGAACGGAAAGGCAUUCAACUAAAUGAAGUUAGACCAUGUGAUGAGUGGACAAGUUGGCAAGAGACGAAUCAGCAAUUUACCCUCACAAUUAUGGUAACAUUGUCUUUAUUGCAACUACCAUGGAAGCCUUGAUUCUGAUGAGCCCUGUUUCCACAGUGUUUAAUAAUAUUGCAAAGUUGAUAUAUAAAGCAGGACUCAGGUUAAGAAUUUAGAAUUACCUCAUACCAAUCUCAACAUUCUACUUAUUAAGAUAGGGAGGCCCCAUUACAUGAAGAUUUGUGAUCAAUUGCUAAUUUUGAAUAAAGGUUCUGAUUGGUUCAUAGCAGGCAUGGUGAACAACAUUUACUUGCAACAGUGAUUUUGAUUGGUCAUUUGCCAUUAGAAAUUGAUUGCAAACCUUUGUGCAACUGGGCCUCAAAGAUAAGAUCAGUUUGUGUUAAAAUUGAUUUCAAAAGAUCACAACUCUUUGCUUGUACAUGUAUAUGGCAAGACUCAGAGGCCCAAAUUCACAAAG
This is a messenger RNA of Lytechinus variegatus (green sea urchin), 2142 nucleotides long. It is a transcript of the gene fbxo8, whose product is annotated as F-box only protein 8-like. Lineage: Eukaryota; Metazoa; Echinodermata; Echinoidea; Temnopleuroida; Toxopneustidae. The transcript has 6 exons. Gene Ontology annotation, molecular function: protein binding; guanyl-nucleotide exchange factor activity. Gene Ontology annotation, biological process: regulation of ARF protein signal transduction. The coding region runs from base 152 to 1036 and encodes 294 amino acids. The record is from RefSeq and is a predicted model, not a curated record.